Messenger RNA from Fimicolochytrium jonesii, 3622 nucleotides. RefSeq names its product ubiquitin elongating factor core-domain-containing protein. Gene Ontology annotation, biological process: protein polyubiquitination. The transcript has 17 exons. Gene Ontology annotation, molecular function: ubiquitin-ubiquitin ligase activity. The record is from RefSeq and is a predicted model, not a curated record. Gene Ontology annotation, cellular component: ubiquitin ligase complex; cytoplasm; nucleus. Lineage: Eukaryota; Fungi; Chytridiomycota; Chytridiomycetes; Spizellomycetales; Powellomycetaceae. Bases 103 to 3522 code for a protein of 1139 amino acids.
UCACCUUCCAAGAACCAACCCAUUCCGCUGGUGAUCUACGACAGAGGCACGCGGCAAACACCACUCCUUACACAAUAUACACAGAACAUAGACGAGUCAGCAAUGGAGGACGCAGAGCAGAUACGGCGGAAGCGUCUGGAGAGGAUGGCAAAGCUCGCCGCUACCUCCGCCAGUCCAGCAUCCCCCACUCCCGCAGGCUCCUCGCCGGCCACUCCCACGCCGGCCGUGACUCCCACGAUCACAGCCUUGAAGCAGCCUUUGAAAGUUGAGCCCAAGGCGGCAGUGAAGCAGGGCCCGCAGCAAACGAAUGUCCCGAGCCCCUCGCCGAAAUUCUCACCGUCCGCCGCGACUGCCAGGAUAUUAGCGGACUUUCUGGAGCGCAGCCAGGAGGAUUGGGAGAAUGAAGUGUUCGAGGAUAUCCUGCAGUGCUGUCUUAGGACCGAUCGGAGCAGUCAAAAGAGAUACACGGAUCUCGCAGAUGUGAGAGCGGAGAUGGAAGGUGAAGGGCUUCCAUUGAAGAUCACGAAGGAGCAGGUGGAGCGCGCCUUGUACGCACGGCUAUCCCUACAGAGCAAUGAAGCUCCGAACGCCAUUCCCCUGUUCGACUACCUUGUGGGUGCGUGGAAGCGAUCGAACGAAGCACGGAGGAGGAUCGAGAUCGUUGUGGAAAAGGUCCCGGGCAACGAACAAGUCCUAUCCGCUUUCAAGGCGCGGACGGAGGCCCUGUCGACGUUACAGGAGCUGAUCCUCAACUAUAGCGCGCUGGUUGUGAAUCCGGACAUGAAUAUGAGCUUCCCGCAACCACAGAGUGUUAUCGAAGAAGGCCCGUCCUUGCUAGCGAAGCAUCUACUGCUCUCAAACCAGGACGAGGCAGACGAGAAGCUGCCGCCAACUUUCCUCGAGCAGUUCUUCUCGCGCUUCCAGGACGACCAGGACUUGCUCCUCACGUUGCAGUACAUGAUAAGCACGAUAUCAGCGGACAUGCGACAGAAGAACCUCCUCAAGGACUACAACACCCCUUUGCGGGCGCUGCACACGUUGAUAUCUCAAAAAAAGGUCGCGUCGCUGCUACCGAACCUUCCGCAAUGGAAAGCGACGGGGGGCAGCAUGGAGGUCGUGACGGUGCUUGGGCCGUUUUUUGGCCGUCUGACCGCGUUUCCGGGAGCGGAUCCGACACUGGCUGAACACUACUUUGGAAGCGGGGCUACGUUUGGGGACCGGGCGGCGCGGAUGAGUGAUGGCUUCUACAUUGGGGCGCGGAAUCCGGGGGAUGUCAAGUCGGCGAUGACUUCGCUGAGGAGUAUUGUGCAAGGAGUUCAGCAUCGUAUUCAUGGUCUCGUCAUGACCAUCAUAAAAUCUGCUCCAGAAGCACGGGAAGGUGUUUUACAGUACUUUGGAACGGCAAUUGAGAGCAACGUAAAGCGUGGUCGCAUGCAGGUCGACCCACACGAAGUCUCCUCAGACGGCUUCAUGUACAGCCUCCUCCAAACAUCCCUCCUCCUCACCGACCCAAUCAUGGACUCCAAAUACAGCAAGCUCCACCUCAUAGACCCAGACUACUUCACCUACUCCACCCGCAUCGACCUCUCCGAACAGACCCGGAUCAACAUCGACAAGGAACAGUACGAGCAGCACGUCGCAGACUGGAAAGCGAGCCACCCGGACCAGACAGCCGCGAACUUCGUCUCGGAUAUCUUCUUUGUCACUCUGGCGAUGCACCAUUAUGGGAUUUUGAGCACGAUCCGCACAUAUGGGAGUCUGAUUAAGCAGACGGAGGAGCUGAGGAAGCAUGUGGAUAAGAUGGUCCAGGAUAGGAACGCGGGGGUGUGGGCUCCUGGGGCGAGGGUGAUGAAUGAGGGGCUGUUGAAGCGGUUUCAGAAACAACUAGACAUCGCCAUCUCCUUCAAACUGUGUAUGGACACCGGUCUCAGGGAUCGCGGCGGCAUCGCACAUUCCUUGCGCUUCUAUGACCUAGUCAUGAUGUGGCUGUUGCGAUGCCUCUCGCUCGAUAAUGCGAAUGUGCAUCAUCCGGCGGCGAAGACGGGCGACGCGGUUGAUUGGGCUAUGGUUGCGAGGGGUGAAGUCUCCAGUUUGACGGCUACCGGAUCACCGCCUCCAGCACCGUUUGUCCACACCGACGCGCCACCACCCGUCACGUUCGCAUCGCUCCCGGAAUGGAUCAUUGAGGAUAUUUGCGAAUACUACCUCUUUGUGGCCAGAUACGAAGGCCCAACCUUCGAAACCGUCCCCCGUGACGUCUUCCUCACCUUCACCAUGUCCCUCCUCGCCAACCCGCACUACAUUAAGAACCCGCACCUGAAAUCGAAAUUCGUCGAGAUCCUGUUUACCUUCACGUGGCCGCUGUACCGCACCGAGUCGGGCGAAGGGAGGGGGUUCUUGGAUGGGAUUUUUUGUACGCAUCCGUUGGCGAAGGAGUUGUUGGUGGAGAAUUUGAUGCGGUUUUAUGUUGAUGCGGAGCACACGGGCGCGUCCAGCCAGUUCUACGACAAGUUCAACAUCCGGUACAACAUCUCGCAGGUCCUGAAAUCGAUCUGGGCCGAUGCGGGGCACAAGAAGAAGGUCGUGCUUAUGAGUCAGAACACGCAAUUCUUCACCCGCUUCGCCGCCCUGUUGAUGAACGACGCCACAUACCUCCUGGACGAGUCGCUGUCGAAGUUGAAGCAGAUCCAGCAGAUCCAACAUGAAUUGGAGACGCCUCUCAACCCCAACGCAACCCAAGAAGAACAAACCCGCCACACCGAACGCGCCGCGCACCUCAAACAACUCGAAGGCCAAGCCGUCUCCUACAUGUCCCUCGGCAACGAGACCGUCCACAUGCUGCAAUACAUGACCGCCAACCCGGAAAUUGUGCAGCCGUUCAUGGAGCCUGAAAUCGUCGAAAGGCUCGCGGCGAUGCUGGAUUUCAAUAUCGCCGCUAUGGUCGGGCCUCGAUGUACCGACUUGAAGGUUAAGAAGCCUGAGAAGUACCGCUUCGAACCCAAGAAACUCCUCAAAGAGCUGGUCGAGAUCUACCUCAACCUCGCGCACCGCCCCGAGUUCGUCACGGCCGUUGCGCGCGAUGAGCGUAGUUAUAAGAGGGAUCAUUUUAUACGUGCUGGAGGGAUUUUGUUGAGGAAUGGGAUUAAGAAUGAGGGGGAACUGCAACCGCUACAUGAGUUUAUUGAACAAGUGGAACGCGAGAUUGUAGCAAGCCAUGAGGAAGAGGAGGAGUUGGGGGAGAUUCCGGAUGAGUUUUUGGAUCCAUUGCUGUUCCACCUCAUGGAAGACCCCGUCAAGCUGCCGAGCAGCGGGCAGAGCGUAGACCGGUCGACGAUUAAGAGUUAUUUGUUGGGGGAUAAGAUUGAUCCUUUCAAUCGACAACCGUUGAGUAUCGAUCAGGUUAUUCCAGACACGGAACUGAAACAAAAGAUCCAGGAAUGGCGUCGGUCACGACGGAGUGCCAAGACUAACGCCACCAGCAACGAGGGUGGUGGGGAUGUCCAGGCCAUGGAUACCAGCUGAAACCGAUCAAGAUACCCCGAGGGUUUGCGUAGGAAGGUCCCUCUGAAGCGCCCCGCGUUGUUCUUUGUACAUGUUGAAAGUUAUGAGAUUUUGGUGAAGG